CGGAGGCCAGGGGGUCAGACUUGGCGCAUUUCCAGGCAGAGUCCAAGGGGAUCUGAACCUUGACCUCGAGGGGGCGCUAUUUGGCCUAUUCGAGGGCCAGAAAGCGGCAGAGAAGCCCCAGGGUCAAGGCCCUGCCAAAGGCCAGGGCAUGGAGAGCCUGAAUCGAGCUAAAGUUCUGGAGAGACUGGGGCGGGGAAACAGGGUCCCCGAGGACAAAGACGGCGGGACCACUGGGAUCCACCAACACUGCCCAGCGCUGCCCCAAAGAGCGCGGGGCCACUGGCGCGAACAAACUUUCCUGCAGCGGAGGGGCGGGGGACGGGGGCUGGAAGCUUCUCCCCCGAGCCUCUGCUAUCCUCCACCUGCCGGCGUUCAACCUCCGCCCAGCCUUCGCCCACCUCCGUUCCCUCCCCUCCCCCGCGCGCCUCUGUUCACUUAGACUCCUCAUCUCUCUCCUCUCCCCUCCUCCUUCUCCCUCUAGCCUUUCUCCCCCACUUUUUUUCCUGUGUUUUCUCCUGUCUCUUCUUUUGUAUUCUCUCCUCCCUCGCCGCCCGGUGCUUCUCUCCUCCUCUGGGCAGCAGGGGAGGAGGUAAGCGCGCUGCGCCCGGGGCCUGCGCGGCGCAGUGGGAGGCGUUUCUCCUACUUCUCCCGGGUAAUUUGGAGAGAUUGUAUGUGCGCGCGCGCGUGAGCUUAAGGCGAAAAGGGGUAGGAUCCUGCGCCAAGCAGAAAGGGUCAGGGUCUUUGACGUUCCUCACCAGCAGCACAAACCUCCCGGAGCAAGUGUGAGUGUGGUGAGAGUGCGCGCGCGCGCACGGGCUGGCUGCGCUUGGCAGGCUUGGUGGCCCGGGGCCCCAGGGCCCGGGGGCCCGUCUGGCGGCCCGGGAUUACCAUGACGUCACAUUGAGCCUCUGGCCACCUUGGACUGGGGCACCUUGGGAGCUGCACAACCCCGCGCCGCGCCUCACCUUGCCUCGCCAACGCGCGCUUUUGGGAACCCGCAUCCUCGCCCUUCCCCUGCCCAUCCAUGGGCCCUUCUGUCUUCCGGACCACGCAAGUCGGAGGGGAGCCAUCUGGAGGGCAGGGCUCGGCAGCCGGACUGCCUUCGGCUCUGCCUCCGGCUCUGCCUCCAGUCGCGCCAAGCGGGUGGAGGACCCUGAGCUGGGCACCGGCAACCGUGUAAGGAACCGAGGCUGCGUACGGCUGGAAGCACAGAAUCGCGGAGCCGAGGCGGGAACUCUCAAGAGAAGAAGGAGGCGGGUCAGGGACCGCCACCAUGUCCUUCCCGCACUUUGGACACCCCUAUGGCAGCGCUUCCCAGUUUUUGGUGUCUGCAAGUUCCAGCGCCACUUGCUGCGAAUCCGCCCCGCGCUCCGUCCCAGAUGUGGCCUCAGGCUCCACCCCGGCGGCCGCGCUCUGCUGCGCUUCCUACGACAGUCGGCUGCUGGGGAGUGCGAGGCCCGAGCUGGGCGCGGCCCUGGGCAUUUAUGGAGCUCCCUACUCGGCCGCUGCAGCUGCCCAGAGCUACCCAGGCUACCUGCCCUACAGCCCGGAGCCGCCCGCUCUGUACGGGGCGCUGAAUCCACAGUAUGAAUUUAAAGAGGCGGCAGGGAACUUUACACCUGGCCUGGGGCAACCGGGAGCCUAUUAUCCCUAUGAGUCGACUCUGGGGCAGUACCAGUAUGACCGGUAUGGUGCGGUGGAGUUGAGUGGCGCUGGGCGCAGAAAGAACGCCACCCGGGAGACCACUAGCACGCUCAAGGCCUGGCUGAACGAGCACCGCAAGAAUCCCUACCCCACCAAGGGCGAGAAGAUCAUGCUGGCCAUCAUCACCAAGAUGACCCUCACCCAGGUGUCCACCUGGUUCGCCAACGCGCGCCGGCGCCUCAAGAAGGAGAACAAGAUGACGUGGGUGCCCAAGAACAAAGGCGGGGAGGAGAGGAAGGAGGACGGUGCAACAGAGGAAUUGCUGGGCUGCCUAAAUGGGGACACCAAAGACGUUACUGCGAGCCAGGAGAGACAGGAGGCUCGGGGGCUCCGGCUGAGUGACCUGGAGGACCUGGAAGAUGAGGAGGAGGAGGCGGAUGAAGAGGAGGCAGUGGCCACAGCUACGGACAGGCUGGCUGAGCUCCAUAAAGACACUCUGUCGCUGCCGGCGGCGGCGGCGGCGGCGCCCUGUGCAGCGGCUCGAGAGGGCCGGCCAGAGCGCAGGGAGUUCAGUCUGGCGACGCCCCGCUUCUCCUUCACUGAGCCCCCCAGAUCAGGAGAAGCCGACUUCCUCCGGGCGGAGCCAGGAGGCCCCACGUUGACCAUGCACUACCCCUGCAGGGAGAAACCGCGCAUCUGGUCUCUGGCGCACACUGCGGCAGCCAGCGGCGUCGAGGGUGCACCUCCAACCCUGCCCAGGCCACGAAGUUCUGAGCGCCAUCUGAUCCCCGGACAGCCUCCAGGCCCCGGCGCGCCACCCGCGGUCCCCAGAGACUCCGCAAGCGAAGAGUCUUCCCGAAUAGCCAAAGCCUUUGGAAACCCCACGUUUGCCCUACAGGGCCUGCCGCUGAACUGUGCGCCCUGCCCGCGGCGGAGGGAGCCCGCAGUACAGUGCCAGUACCCUUCGGGAGCAGAAGCAGGUUAGCGCAACGGCUGCGAUUUGCGGAAGGAUCCUGGAAAUAAACCCGACUUUUUGGAACUCACCCCCACGCUAAGAAACUGAGCAACCUCGCAGGGGUCUGGGGCUCUCACUUCGACUAAAAGACAGACACACAGAAACCCUUCUACCUGCUCUCCUUGCACGCAGAGCUGGGAGUGGCCAGCAGACCUGCAUCUUAUCAGAUCCCUGGGGGAGAAGGCGGGCACCCUGGGGAAGGCCAAGUGGGGAAGGCUGGGCGAGUCCGUCUGGUGCACCAGCUCGGAACCCAAGUCUCCUUCUCCCCUCUGGACUCAGGGGCCGAAGCUGCUCCCUCUCCUGCUCACCCCAUCACCUUCACUUUGUAACUUCAAUGCUGAUCUGGUUCCUAAGAUCCACGUGGUCUUCUCCCCCUCCCCACUCCUUGUGUCCUUAAAAAUAAUCAA
This is a messenger RNA of Phacochoerus africanus (Common warthog), 3066 nucleotides long. It is a transcript of the gene IRX6, whose product is annotated as iroquois homeobox 6. Bases 1274 to 2629 code for a protein of 451 amino acids. Gene Ontology annotation, molecular function: DNA-binding transcription factor activity, RNA polymerase II-specific; RNA polymerase II cis-regulatory region sequence-specific DNA binding. The record is from RefSeq and is a predicted model, not a curated record. The transcript has 6 exons. Lineage: Eukaryota; Metazoa; Chordata; Mammalia; Artiodactyla; Suidae. Gene Ontology annotation, biological process: regulation of transcription by RNA polymerase II; neuron differentiation; cell development. Gene Ontology annotation, cellular component: nucleus.